AUUCGCAUUUAACGGUCUUAGUUAUUUAUUUUGUAUCCAUUUUGAAUUCGGAAUUAUUAAGGGUAUCAUGCUCUCAAGCCAAUGCAGAUCCCAGUUAUGAAAAAGAAAUAUCCCCCAAAAUGGGUCAACAUACGCCCAACACGAGGUUUAACAAAAUUCAAGAAAAUGUCUUAAGGGAAAGUGGAACGAUAACUUUAGCCGACAGUCCUUACUAUGUAUCCGAAGAUAUUAUUAUCCCAUCAAAAGCUAGUGUAUACAUCGAACCUGGAGUCGAGAUUCGAUUCGCACCCGGAGUAGGAAUAGACGUAUAUGGUACGCUCAUUGCCAAGGGAACGCCUCAAAAUAGAAUCCUGAUGUCGAGUCUCGAACAGGAUUUGGAUUUUCCAAAUCAGGAAAAACGCACAGCUAGGUUAACCGAUGGCUCAGAUUUAUCGAAUGGGAGAUUGCAAAUAUUUUAUAAAAAUAAAUGGCGUACUAUAUGCACUCAAUCCUUCAAUUGGUCAUUUGUGACGGAAAACCCAGAAUAUUCCUCUCAAAGGUAUUGGAAUCAAAAGGAUAUAACUAUAGCCUGUCGCGGUGCUGGAUUCGACAAUGGGACCUUUGAUGGCUGGUUGAAUAAACAGUACGAAUCAGAUCACGUACUAUUAGGUUCUCCUAGCUGUUUUGGGGAUGAAAAAGAGUUGCAACAAUGCGCUAAUUGGAAGCGUGCAAGAACGGGGAAAGGAAUAUGUGGGGAACCGGGAGAAAAUUACAUUUUAGGCAUAAGGUGUUGGAAUGACGCUUGCCUGGGGGACUCUUGCUUCAAAUUUUUUAAAAAUUGGCGAGGAAUAUUCUUUAAAAAUUCAAGCCACUUUUCAACUGUAACCUCUUUCGAUUCAGAAAGCUCUAAACUGUUCAACAUCGAUCAAAACGAUUAUAACUCGCACAUUAAUGAUCGUAACAGACCCUUACAGCCUUUCCAAAACAUAUUUUACAACGAGCGUAACAGGCACGAGAUCGAGAAGCGUAUUGUGAAUCAGGUAAAUUGGCAACACAAUAGAUCAAGAUCCAGGUUGGAUUUCAUCGACCUCACCUACGCGGGCAGGGAUAGAUACGGUAAAAGAGUCGCCGCUAUCAAAGCGGAAGGCUACGCGCCCGCCCUGAAUUCGGUCAACAUUAAGUAUUGUCAUUUCACGGCACUUCACUAUGACCGUAUAUUGGGUUCUCCCGUAAUUCGUUCUUCUAAUAUCGCUUUCAACCAAGGAGAUGGAAUCAAUUUAAACGCUCGUAUCAUAGGUAAUGUAACGAUAGAAGGAACACGCAUCGCGAAUAAUUAUGGUAGGGGGAUUAUAUAUAGCUUAAAUUCGAUUAUCGAUACCCGGAAUUUCGAUUUUUGCUCCCGUCCUUAUUUGGGAUUGAAUCAAGUUUACCCCGUCAUCAUCUCAGGGAAUCAACAUUCGCAAUGCAAGCAAAUCUUUUUGACAAAACACGGUUAUUUUACCAUACAUUUUUCCCACCUGCGUUCGAACUUAGAAAGCUUAAAUCUAACCUCGCAUAAACGAGCCUACAUAGAAAUUAGGGACGGUUCAGAAAGUUACGAUAAGUUGAUAGCCAAAAUUUAUUUCAAGGAUUUUUUGUCCCCGCAAAGCAUAGUAACCACCGGUCCAAAGGUUUCGAUGAAAUUUUCUUACUCCUCACCUCUAUCUUUCCAAGACAAGCUAAACGAUAUACGCAUCUCAUUUUCACUUUAUGUAGUCAAUAAGAAUUCGCGAGAUUUAGACAUAAAGGACUCGAUCAUCAACGACAACGGAAUGCAGGGGAUAUUGGUAAAUGGAUAUAGGAAUGCUAUUGAAAUAAUGAAUACAAACAUUUCAUCAAAUCAUCACAUCGCAGGGGUUCAGAUCGAGAGCGGAGCCGGGAAUAUCUUGAUCGAAAAUGGAACUUUCGAAAGCAAUCAUGGUUCGGCAGUAAAUAUAACUUAUUCAGGCGGCUUGAUUAACAUAACCAAAUGUACGGUUCAUGAAAGUGAAGGAUACGGCGUAGCCCUCAAUGUCCACAAUAAUAGAAAUGAUGAUCGUGCUUAUUUAAACCCUGGUAUCAUGUCUAAGGAAGCAAUGGUUUCAAUAUUUGCACUCACAAAUAGCAAUCCGAUGCUAUUCGUUCACGAAUGUAAUUUUAUGAAAAACCGCAAAAGCUCAAUAUAUUUAGGGAAUUACCUGCGGGAAAUAAUGGCGUUGGUAUCGAACAUACGGGACAAUAUUAACAAUUACCCAGAAAUUCAAGCAAUGCCUAAACAUUAUUCGGUAUCCAUAAUUUAUAACAAAUUUUUGUUGAAUUACCAUUAUCCGAUCCAUAUUGAUUUUAGUGAAGAUUGGCGGACUGAUAACCUAAAUUCUUAUAACAUGACAAUAUUUACCAAUAUUAAUAAUAACACUUUCGAAGGCAACCUUAGACCUGGGCUCAAAUUCUUAUAUCAUCAUGGGAUGAAACUUAAGGCUAGCAUAGGUUCAAACAUAUUUUCUAACAAUAGUAAAGGCGCAAUUAUAAUUCAAAGUUAUCGAGAAAACGAAUUCAAGGAUACUGAUACACAUUUAGACUCCUUCAAUAACCAUUCUAAUAAUAGAUAUAAUGAUUUUUACGGGCAAGGAGCUGAAGUAGAUGUUCAUUACAAUUAUUUCAUCCGAAAUUCUGGAAAUUUUGUCAUGUUAAUCGGCCUUAUAUCUAAACCCUAUUAUGGACCAGGAAGACUUCAUGUCACUUACAAUUACUUUGUCAACAACAUCAUUAGAAGUUACGCCCGAUCUUUAACUAGCACUUACAACACUAAAUCCAGGAGUCAGAUCCACGCUGUGGUAGCGAUAACUGGAUGUUCCGUGGCAAACCUAAAGGUGGAAAGGAAUCAUUUUGCUAAUGCGCCGAUUUUUUCAGAUUAUGAACUUGGCACCCGGUGCAAAGAUAGAUUAGCCGUAUUAUCUGCCCGAUUUAAUUGGUUUGAAUCUAAAAGCAUCAUAGACCAGUUACAAAUUAAUGAGAUUUAUGACAAAGUGUUCGACCAAAAAUUUCGUUAUAAUCUAGCCAAAUUUGAUAUACAUCCUUUUCUCAGAACCUCUAACCUAAACGGACCGACCUCGAACACACCUUUUACCAGAAAUUUUUUGCGGGUCACUAAAGACUCUGAUUAUAUAAUUGGUGGAAUGCUAGAAGAUCGUUUCUAUUUAACGCGUGAAUAUUCGCCUUACACAGUUAACGAAGAUAUUUUUGUCACGCGAACUGGCGAACUGAGGGUUGAUCAAGGGGUCGAAAUCAGAUUCGAAAAUGGGGUCGGUAUGUUUGUUGAGGGAAAAUUAUUUGCGAUAGGUUUAGAGAGUGCAUAUCCGCCUAGAUCAGGAAAUAUUUUAUUUUUGCAAAAAAACACGUUACUACCGAGUUAUUUUUUGAAUGAAGAUUACCUCUCUAAAAACCUAAGCGUCGAUGAGGCCAAUGUUACAAUGAAAACCAAAGGCGUCUACGAUUACUAUGAUUCUAACUCCACGACAAGCGCUUAUUACCAGCCUAUCAAUGACGAUAAAAAAAAUUGGGAAACUAUUUUGCAGGAAGAAGAAACAUUGUAUCGCAAAAUCAAGAACGAAGAACUGGAGUUUCCCAAAAACGUCAAAGUUCUCAACGACCUUAUAAAUGAAAAAUUUCGUCAACGUUCUCGGAAUAUUUUGAUAGGCCUGGACGGGAGACUCCAUGUGCAUAUUAACGGUAGUUGGGGUACGGUAUGCAUCAAAGGAUGGACGAUUAGAAACGCUAUGCUAGCUUGUAAAUCGAUGGGUUUAGUGCUUGACAAAAGAUCUUGGAAACUAAAAGCUCCCCCGGCAGUUAAAGGUCGAGGCUGGAGUAACAAAGAGAUCCCUUAUCCGUGGCCCAUUUUAAUGAGCGAGGUUAAUUGUGACGAGUCAGACAAUGAUAUAACGGAGUGCAACCAUGAAUUAGAAAUCGAGCAUUCUUGCUCCCACGAUGAUGAUGUGGCCUUGAAAUGCCUGAUUCCCAAAUGGGCUGGUAUACGAUUCGGCUUUUUUUCUCAAAAAAGCGAGAUGAACCACGUGAUCAUUCAAAACAGCGGAAUUUUUGAUAUGGAUACAGGAGAAACUGCUCCUGCUCUUACAUUAGACUUAAACAUUCAUGAUUUAAAACAUGUGGAAUUGGAUCGAAAUUACUUUGGCGGGCUCAGAGUAAUAUUUAACGACUACUUAAAGCCUCAAAUCAUCGAGCACAGUCGUAUUUCAUUUAAUGAAGGAAACGGUGUUACCUUGCAUACCCCAGGCGUUUCCUUCCUGUUCUGUUCGUUUUCGGAUAACUCUGGAGCUGGUAUUCAUUACAACCCAUACUUGACAGAAUGGCAAACCGAAGAAGUGUUCAAAUGGAACAAGGAUUUGCGAUAUCCAAACGCUGAAAUAAUUUCUAUGGAGGAGGUCGAUACUAUGAUCGCUAAAGAAUACGUACUUCAAAAUGAUAAAGGUAUAUAUUUAUAUUUUGGGCGACAAGAUUACGCAACUCCGUAUGAGAAAAAUUUGAAUAUAUCCACUUUUAGGAGUAAUGUACUGACGGCGCAACUCUUUGGAUCUAUUAUUGACUCCUCUAAGACUUUUAAAUUGGAGAUUAUAGACCACUUUCAAACAUAUAAACGCGUUAUCGACGUUAGCAAGAGUUGGGCUGAUUUUCCCUUUAUAUCUAUCACUUGGAAUUUAAAUAUUCACUAUAACGUAUUUGGCAAUAUACCACAUCCUCCCUUUAUCUUGUACAUUAAAGCAAUAAAAAUUCCAGUCCGAACACAAAUUACUCCCUAUAUAAGUAUCUUGAAUUCAACGGUUUUGCGAAAUUCGGAGGGAGCCUCAAUAACUCUAUAUGAUUCGUUAAAUAACAAAGAUAUCUUCACACCGUUCCCGGAUCUAGCAUUAUUUCAUAAUGAUUUGCAUCUGCGAUAUUCUAACCUAACAUUCUUGUUAACCGGCACUAAUUUCGAGGAGAACUCAAGAUCUGCGAUUACGCUGAAUUCGCCCUUCCACAAUACUCAACAAUAUUCUAUCGUCAACGCGACCAUCAUAAUCGAGAACUGCAAUUUCAAAAAAAAUCUAAAGAUAUGGUCGACGAAUGAUUUGUAUUGUUAUGACUCUAAUAACAUCUGGACGAUUAUAAUGAUUCACAACAAUUUUCAUACCAAUUUUGCAGGUUUGGAUAUGUACUUCCCUUUCCUAAUUAGCGACUAUUCGAUAUCGAGAAAAGAUAUUAACCGGUUGCAUGCCCGUCAUAGUUUAUGGUUGUACAACAAUACUUUCGAAAAUAAUCGGAAUUUCUCUUUCAAAAUUCAAGGAGCUUACUUGAAUAUGACCCUCUCGAGAAACGUAUUUCAAAAUAAUGUUGGUAUAAAACUCCGGGAAACCUGUUGGGGAAAAUCUAAAUUUUUAGACUUUAUUAAAGCAAAAAUACCGUUCGGGAUACUAGAAAUAGAAGGGGCCAAUAAAAUCAUUAACCUGCUUAAUAAUACUUUUGAGGGAAACAAAGCUGAUUUGAUUUUAAAAAUCAAUAUUGACUCCAAUGAUGGACCUAUUAUUUUUAAUCCUUCUUUAACGAAAAACGCUUCCUCUGCAGAAACUAUAUCAUCCAAUUUCGUAUCAAUCAUCAAAUACAAUUAUUUUAGACACAAUUCACCCCUAUUAGAUUAUUCUCCUUCCAGUAAAAGUGUCACCAAUCAUUUUUCUAAUUAUUUAAUAGGCAUAUUUGGUAUACAACCUGUUACGCUGAAUUAUAAUGCAUUUCAAAUUAAUGAUUACAAACAUUGCUUGAUAAGCGGGUUAAAAUAUAAAUCAGCCCUGAAUAUUGCUCUUAAGUUUUCCAGAGUUGAACACUCGUUAUCUUACCCAUCUAUAGAUGCUAGAUAUAAUUACUGGGACACCCAUGACAACAUUCAAAUACGCUCGAAAAUUUUUGACUUUUACGAAUGGAAUUCUUUUGUAAACACGAUAUGGUAUCCGUAUCUUUCCAUACCAGAUCUCGACAAUUCUCCCCAUUUCCAUGGAUCCUAUGAGCCGCAACAUUUUGAUCCGGAUUCUAAAUUUAUAGGAGGUUAUUUAAUUAAGGAUGCGAUUCUACUUAAACGCCCACAGUCUUACAUAGUGAUCCACGAUAUCACAAUACCUCAAGGCGUAACCUUAAUGAUCGGAGAGGGUGCGGAAUUGAAUUUUGCACCAAACAUAGGUAUUUUGGUGUACGGAAGUUUAAAAUGCGAAGGAACAUCUGACCAAAAAAUAAUAUUUGACGUCAUUAACAACGAAGAAUCACAAAAGGAAGGAGAAAAUAAUAGAGUCAAUAAGCGAUCUUAUCCUAACCAUUAUUUCAAAGCGAAUGCUACGAGCGAAGAUAAAUUGAGACGGUCAUCCCCUAGUCUAACAUCAUUUGGACAAGUUAACGAUUACAAUUAUUUAAAUUUUGAUUCCAAGUUUCCAUUUUUAUUGCGAAUGGCGGGUGGAAUUUUAGGGCCUAAUGAAGGAUUCCUCGAAUACUUAAAUUCUACCCAUCAACAAUGGUUCCCAUAUUGCGAUACCUACUUUUCGGGUGUAAACGCCAAGAUUAUAUGUGGAUCUUUGGGAUUUUCCUACGACAAUGCCUACCACUAUUCCGGCUGGCGAAGUGAUAUCGACACCUUUUGGAUAGACCACGUUAAAUAUUGGGCCCACCCGCUCGAUUGUCAUGGCAACGAGAAGUUAUGGCAAGAAUGUCAUCCACGGCUGAUCAACAAUCAAGUUCAACAACAUACUAAAUGCUACGAUCGAAAAAAUCACAUCUACUUAAGAUGUCAAAUUAAAGAUUCCUCAUUUAUAGAAAAAACGUUUUGGGGCAACAUAAGAUUCAUGAAUCCAUUCACAGAUCAUUUUCACUAUAAUGGAGAGGAUUAUGAUUAUACUCUUCUGAGGGAUAUUGACAAAGAUUAUCCAUCGAUGAUUUCCGUUCUGAACAACGUUAUCGUCAAAAAUGCAGGUCACUUACAUGGGAUGAAAUCUUCGGCCAUUCAAAUAUCCAAUGAAGCACAAGUCGAUAUUGAUGGAUUGACAAUUGAAGGGUGCGCAUGGCACGGUAUGCACUAUUUUAAUCCAUCUAAUGACAUUGAUUUGAUAUCGAGAAAUGAUGAAAUCAUUAUUCGCGAUAAUAGAGGCUUAGGAAUCAAUAGCAUAAAUUUAUUAGACUCCGGGAACGCCGACAAGACCUUUGAAGAUGGCAAGAAAACUCAGGCAUUUAACUAUGCAAAUUAUUUAGACCCAUCCUUGUUUGGAUCUUCCGCAAUAUUGGAUAUAUGUGAUGGCGGUAUGCCUAUUACAAUAUCCCCUUUAAAACAGAGGCCUUUACUAGUAGGUUAUGCGUAUGAUGAUACGCCUAAGAAACGAUGUCUCCAAAUAUUUAAAAUUUCUAACCAAAAGACAUUAGGAUUCCGUAUAAUGCACGCAAAUAUUCCUUCAUCUCAAGUCUCACCUUUCGCUAAAACCACCAUCAUUAUAUACAAAGAUGAAUCCUUUAUUCAGGAAAACAUUAUUGUUGAGCUAAAUUCUACGAAUAUAAACUCCAAAAAAUUAUAUGAAUCUUUGACUAAUAAAUUGGGAAUUUUUAUGGAAUCAGAUUCUGGAGAUUUCACCGAAUCUUGGGUUGGAGAAAUAAUCAGUUUCCCAUCCUCGAUAUAUUACAAACAAACCACGCACCACCUAGAGAGCUUGACCUUUAAAAAUAAUCUUCUUGGUGCUGUAAAUUUUGUCAGUGUCGGGCAGACAACUCCAAAUCUGCAAGUUGAAAAAAAUAGAAUUAUAAACAACGGGUUUCAUUCUCAUAAUUUUUCAAGUCCGCUAGCCAUUAUAACCAUGAAUGUGCAAAAUAUUCAAAAUUUAUUGUUCGUCAAUAAUUUCGUUGGAAAUAAUUACGGAAACAUAUUUCAACUUCAAAGUUUUUCUGACUCGAGUACUAUGUCAUUAAAUGGUAUCAUAAAUAACAAUGUGUUUAGUCAAAAUUCCUAUGGGGCUAUAAUGAAUUUGUUGGGAAGCGAUCCAUCUAAGACUAAUCAGAAUGUUAAAAUAUCCGAGUGUCUAAUUGUUGAUAAUUACUCACCCUUGGGAGAGACUAUCAGUAUAAAACAUCUUAUCGUUAAUAUGAGUCGAAAUAUCAUUCUAAAUAACGUGGCAGUAAAAAAUAUUUUAGCAAUACAUGGCUUUGAAGAUGUUAUUCCGCAUAUAGCUCAAUCCUUUUAUUCGAAUCAUAUGUACAAUAAUACCGUUAUGGAAAUACCAGGAGAAAAAUAUCUUUUACAGAAGUCUAUAAGUUCCCAAAAAUUAAUGUAUUCGUCUACCUUGUCAACUAUAUUUGUCGGAAAUUCGUUUCAAGAAUAUAUUUAUAAUUAUUUCGACAAUCCCAAAAAUGACUAUGAAUUAUCAUCAAAUUAUAAAUACAAUUGGGAUCUUUGGGAAGGCCCUAUAAUGGCUCAGCACAAUUGGUGGGGAACGAAUUAUAAAUCGGCUAUACAUGGAAGAAUAAGAGAUAAAAGCGAUGACAAAAGUCUUAUUCAAGUCAAAAGUGAACCUUAUUCCAUUUUAAAUGCCUCUUUUAUUCAAAAUUCAUGCCCACCCGGUUGGGCGAAUUUUGAAAAAGAACGAUGUUUUCUAUAUGUGGGCGGGGCGGUGACAUUUAAAGAAGCCAUUAAUUUCUGUACCAAACAGGGUGGCACGCUGCCAUACCUUAUUACGAGUACGAAGAUGCUUAAAGAAUUUGUGUAUUCACGUCAAUACCCUUAUUCUCCUCAAAUGAUGAUUUGGGUUCAAAAGCAACCUAGUGCCUAUUUAAAUAAUUACGAUAAAUGUUAUGCAUUAGUUGACGAAGUUAUCGAGGAAGUAUCAUGCAAAUAUAUAUUGCCGUUCAUAUGCGAAAUAAAUCCUAUUAUGGGCUUAUUCGUAACGGACUGGAUAGCUAAACCCUACAACAUAAUAGCUCUAAUUUUGCUAGCCAUAACUUUCGCUUUCAUACUUGUAGCCAUCUAUAUGUGGCGAACCAAAUCACGUCGAAGGAAAACCCAGGCUUUCAAUCGGCGAAAUUCUUUACGAUCUUCCAUCCGGUCUAAUCGUUCUAUUCGAUCAAUUCGCUCCAUUAAAAGUGGCUCGGGGAGUAUGGCUUACCGAAGUAACGGGGGCAUGCCAUCAAAAUGUAACUCACUGCCGUUCGAUUACUCUAAUUCAACCGAUCUUUAUUCUUUAGGAGGGGCCACAACUUUACGAACACUUUCCGAAGCUGGUUUUCAAGAGUACAGAGAUGGAGCCCCUUCAUCCUCAAUCGUCGAUGAAAGUGCUUUCAAUACGAUUAGAACCGAAAGAAGAAAGGGGGUAUCCCAAGGCGAUAUAGAAUCAAACAGCUUUUACGAUUGUUACAAAGGGGAAAAUAUGGGAGGAGUAAGUGCUGUAGGCGGUGGGGAUACUUUCAACGAUUCCAAUAGCGAUAGGAGCGGCACCGCUCUUCUAUCUUUUGGAAAGGGAUAUAACAAUUUAGAGGGAAAUAGCCAUGCUACCUCCGAAUUGACCAAUGUCAAAGAAAAAGGAGGCUCUAGAAAAACGUACGCCGACAUUAUAUACGAUCCAGUCGUUAAAGGAGUCGAAAUCCAAAAAAUGGACGACUCCGUUGAGCCAAAUCAUUAUACUCAGCCUUCGAUGCUGCCAGACGAGUACGACCGCGAUAACAAGGAUAGAUCCAGGGGAGUCGUCGAUAGUGCCUACGAUUCCAACGAAAGCAAAGAUUUUUUUAGUGAUAGAUUCUUUUACAACAGAGCCAAUAACGGACACUUUCCCUUAGGUGACGGAGACAUCGUAUUAAGCGCACCAUCUAGUGAUCAUGAUAAAUACGAUUCACCCUUCAGCCCUGAUGAUGCGAGUAAAAAAAGUGUGGAUGAAAUCAUAUAUCACGUGCCCAAUGUUGAUUCGAGCUAUUUCGACAUCCAUGGGAACCAAUUGGGCCUGAACAAUGCUCAAAUGGGCGACCAUAUGAACAACAACAAUGACCAACCGUGUUAUAUAAAUAUAACGUCUAAAAAUAAAAACACUUCAAAACGGACUUCCGAUUUCCCUUUGCAAUCUGAUCGCAGUUUGACAUAUUACGCUGCAAAUCCUACGGAAUUUGAUAAUAAUUUUCCCGACAAAUCAUCAUCCAUAAAUCUAACGCAAAAUAAUAUUGAUAACAAAAUCGUUAAUAAAUCGAACGACAAACUUCACACAAAAGAAUCCGAUGUUUGA
Molecule: messenger RNA, 10274 nt
Organism: Gordionus sp. m RMFG-2023
Lineage: Eukaryota; Metazoa; Nematomorpha; Gordioida; Chordodea; Parachordodidae
Product: protein bark beetle-like
Exons: 19
Coding region: 120-10274 (3384 amino acids)
Cellular component (GO): membrane
Source: RefSeq, a predicted model, not a curated record